Molecule: messenger RNA, 453 nt
Organism: Dermatophagoides farinae (American house dust mite)
Lineage: Eukaryota; Metazoa; Arthropoda; Arachnida; Sarcoptiformes; Pyroglyphidae
Source: RefSeq, a predicted model, not a curated record
AUGCUUUUUACCAACAUGAAUGGUCAAACUUGUUUGAUACCAAAGGUCAAUAUAACGGAAUUUAUUGAUGAUAAUAAUAAUAUUGAUGAUAUUGAUAAUGUUAAUCUUGAUGAUGAUCAUAAUAUUGUUGUACGACGUCAUCAUCAUCAUCAUCAUCAUCAUCAUCAUCAUCAUCAUCGUCGUCGUCGUCGUUGUACAAAAAAAUCAUCACAAAAUCGUCAUUCAUUAUUCACAUUUUCAUCCGUACAUGUUCCCGGUUCGUCAUUUAUACGACGUUCACUAAGCCCGUUUAGAUGGCGCCGUAGUUCACAAAUAGUGAUGAUCGAUCCAAAUGAAUCAAAAUAUCAUGAUGAUAUUCUGGAUUCGGAUUCCACAUCAUCAUCAUCAUCAGAAUCUGAUUCCGAAUCUACAUGUUCAUUUGAAUCAUGUUCAUCAUGUGCAAUGAGUAAGUAA